GCAAACACUCUCCACAGAGAGAGAGAGAGAGAGAGAGAGAGAGAGAGAGAGAGAGAGGGAGGGAGGGAGGGAGAGAGAGAGAGAGAGAAAGAAUGGAAGUACACAUCUCUUUCCUUCCAUGAUGAUCAUAUCGUCAUCGUCAUCGCCAUUUCUAGCAUCAUCUUGGCUGUGAUUUGAACACGUAUAGUUAUGAACAACAGUGAAGGGGCUGUUUGGAGCAGAAAAACAAGAAAGACGAGGGAGAUGGAUCUGACAAACACUGCUGCCAUCAACGGGAAGCAGCUGAAGAAGAAGAAGAAGCAGUGCCCUUUGCUUUCAUUUCACGAAUUGCCUGAUUACAUGAAAGAUAACGAGUUCAUCCUGAAUUAUUACAGAGCUGAUUGGCCCCUCAAAGAGGCUUUCUUCAGCGUGUUUCGCUGGCACAAUGAGACUCUUAACGUCUGGACGCAUCUACUCGCAUUUGCCCUAUUCUUGGGGUUAACAGUUGCUAAUUUCGUGCAUGCUUCUCAGCUGGCAGAUCUGUUUGGCAUUUUUACAAGUUCUUUCCCCACGAGUUCAGAGCCAAAUGCCUCUCAUAAUCCAGAAAGGUUCUUUUCAGGCCAAACAAAGCUCAUUGACCUGAAGCACCCAUCGCCGCCGCCGGAAACUAAUUUGCCGCCGGUGGCAACGCAGUGGCCCUUCUUCAUCUUCCUCGGCGGCGCCAUGUUCUGCCUCCUCUCCUCCACCACUUGCCACCUCUUCUCCUGCCACUCCCACAGCCUCAACCUCCGACUCCUCCGCCUCGACUACGCCGGCAUCACCGCCAUGAUCAUCUCCUCCUUCUUCCCCCCCAUCUACUACAUAUUCCAGUGCCAGCCCCUCUGGCAAAUCCUCUACCUCUCCGCCAUCUCAGUCAUGGGUCUCUUCACCAUCUUCACUUUGCUCUCGCCGGCCCUUUCCACCGCCAAAUUUCGCACCUUUCGGGCUCUGCUCUUCGUGGCGAUGGGCCUCUUCGGCCUGAUUCCGGCCGUUCAUGCCCUCGUCGUGAACUGGGGCGACCCAAAGAGGAACAUAACGCUGGCGUAUGAAUCGGCCAUGGCUGUUUUCUACUUGACCGGGACCGGGUUUUACGUAAGCCGGGUGCCGGAGCGAUGGCGGCCGGGCUGGUUCGAUUUGGCGGGGCAGAGCCACCAGAUAUUCCAUGUUUUUGUGGUUUUGGGAGCGUUGGCUCACUACGGGGCGGCGCUGGUUUUUCUUGAAUAUCGAGGGCGAAUUGGGUGUGAUGGGAUGAAGGGAUGAUUAAGGAUGAUGUGGGUCUUAGCAGCGAUUAAUGUUUGAUUGUGUUGUCAUUCGUUUGUUGUAUGGAUUAAUGCUGUGUAGUUGAAGAUACAGAGGGAAUCAACGAAGCUCGUUGGUUCUUGACUUGUUCUUAAAAAUGUUCAGAUAAAUGAUGUUUUAGUAUUACA
Diospyros lotus (date-plum) is the source of this 1445-nucleotide messenger RNA. Its product is annotated as heptahelical transmembrane protein 1. The record is from RefSeq and is a predicted model, not a curated record. Gene Ontology annotation, biological process: response to hormone. Lineage: Eukaryota; Viridiplantae; Streptophyta; Magnoliopsida; Ericales; Ebenaceae. Bases 190 to 1278 code for a protein of 362 amino acids. Gene Ontology annotation, molecular function: signaling receptor activity. Gene Ontology annotation, cellular component: membrane. The transcript is spliced from 4 exons.